CAGGCGUGAAUGCUCUUGCGGCGUCUAAAUCAUCUUUGGCUCCGGUCUGAGCAGCUGUCAGUGUACACAGCGGAGCGUCACGACAGACAGCAAGCUUUGUGGAAGGACGGCGACUUAAAAUGCAGCUCAGCGACGGUCCCUGCAGCAUAUCCCGUCGGCUCAUGUACAAUACGUGUCCGGUCUUAAACGUUCACAUUUAGCGAGUGUUAAUAGCGAGAGAGAUAGCGAGAGGUUUUCUCGGGUGUUUUUUAAUCACAAGUGUUGUCUUGGUCUGCACGGUCCGUCCGACAGAACUAGUCGAGACAUGAGUAACGUUAAUCUGAUUUUUUGGGACCAGUUGCAGGCUGGCAGCUCGGAGGUGGACUGGUGUGAAGGCAAUUACCUUAUAUACCCCAGCAUCGCUGAAUUUUACAACACGAUCAGCAACAUUUUGUUUUUUGUUUUGCCGCCCAUAUUAAUGUGCCUGUUCCGCCAAUAUGCAACACAUUUCAACAGUGGGAUUUACCUCAUAUGGAUUCUACUGGUUGUGGUCGGUAUUGGAUCAACAUAUUUUCACGCCACCCUCAGCUUCCUUGGCCAGAUGCUGGAUGAGUUGGCCAUCUUAUGGGUGCUCAUGUGUGCCAUUGCCAUGUGGUUCCCUAAGAGAUACCUACCCAGGAUGUUCAGGAGGGAUCGGUCAAGGUUCAAAGUGGUCAUUGGCAUCUUGUCGGGAAUCACCACAGGCUUGGCCUUUGUUAAACCUGUCGUCAACUCACUGUCGCUCAUGACUCUGGGCAUCCCCUGCACCGUACUGCUUAUCACUGAGCUUAAAAGGUGUGAAAACCCACGUGUGUUCAAGCUGGGCUUGAUCUCAGGGAUCUGGUGGGCGCUGGCUCUGCUUUGCUGGAUCAGUGACAGGAUAUUCUGUGAAAUGUGGUCAUCUGUCAACUUUCCCUACUUACACUGUGCAUGGCACAUCCUUAUUUGUCUGGCGUCGUACUUGGGUUGCGUUUGCUUCGCCUACUUCGACGUUGCGACCGAGGCUCCGGAGCGAGGACCCGUCAUCAUGUUCUGGCCCAACGAGAAAUGGGCCUUCAUCGGUGUGCCCUACGUCUCCUUCCUCUGCGUGCACAAGAAGUCCACCAUCAAGGUGACUUAAAGUCUGACUCGAGUCUCCUGCUCAGCCGGUUGUACUUCCACACUUCUCACCAGGAUGGGUUUCAAACAGCACAGCAACAAGACGACACCACCACAUCUGUGAGGCGGGUUACGUCCGCUGGUGCUCUAGUGACUGAAUGAUGUAGGUGAUAGCACGUUUUGGCCAAGCACAGGGAUUUAUCUUUUCCUUGUUCCUUCCCUGGUCUGGUCUUCGUUACACAGCAGUGUUUAUGCAACCGUGUCAAAGAACAAAAGGUGUCACAAAAUGAGUCUAACAUGACAGAGUCACUUUCUUUAAAUAACACAAUAUCAAAGCCAAGAAACCUUUACAGUGUUCCAAAUGCAUUCUCAGGCUUUGCAUGAGAGAUCAUGUGAACUCUUUAACAGGUGAAAGUAUUAAUAUCAUGCAUUUCAGGCUUCUUCUUUAAAAAGAAGAUUUUGUACAUUUUAUAGUAACUCAGAAAACCUCAUUAUAAAGCAUUCUGUUGCCUUUAUAAACAGAAAUCUAGCAUCUCAUAGGUGCAGUCUGGCCAAUAUGAAACCAUGUUUAGAGGCAAUAAAGCACUGGAUUCAUUAACUGUUUAAUGCAUAAUGCAUUAAAACUCAAAGAAUCAACAAGCUGGUUCAUCAGAUGUUACAGAAGUGUUACGAGAAGGUUAUUCACAAAAAGCCUUGUGUAUUUCAAAUACAUAAUGGAUUCAUGCUGUUAUACCUGCCCUUUGUGUUAACAGACAUUUUAAUGGAAAAACUCAAGCACAAAAGGCUCUGUCUAUUUUGGGUGUGCUAUGUUUGUUUGUUUUUUUUUCUCUCAGCAUGCCACAGUGAUUGUUCAAGAUAGUAUAUAAGAAAUGUUUAAUAUAUUCCUGUAUAUGUCCUGUUAACUAACAAUGUAAUAUGCAGUUAUUAAUAAGCAUAUCAUCGGUUAUAUUAUUGAAUGAAUAGGUACCCAUUGAUAUUGGCCGCGAUCCAAAGUUAAAAAAAAAAAAAAAGAAUGAAAAUCAAAAUGGAUUCAAAUAGAACUGACAAUUCAAUGAAAUCAUUACUUAUUUUGCACAAAAUGAAGAAUGGUUCUCAGCCUUGCACAGUGCAUAGCAUUUCAGAACAUGACAAUUACUAUUAUUUACUCAUGAAAUAGUUAGCAAAUAUACAGCUUUUGAUGAUGAAAUGUUUUCACAGCUGUGUUUUUUUUCACCCAGACAUCUCAUCUCUUAAACUGCUCUUCAGGGUUAUUUAUUCCAGGCUCAGUAUUUUAGACUUUGCGCUAAAUUCACUGAACCUGUGUAAACUGUGCAAAAAGCCUUACUCAACCAGGGAAAAAACGGAUUACAGGCAAGUGAAAGUGCAUUGUGUCCUUAAGUUGAUGAUGUAUGCGCUUUGCAUUCUCCGAAACUAGUAGUAAAUGGGUGUGAUUUGUAGCUUAUAGGAGGUGAAAUAGUGGGACAAGUUAGGGUUUUAUUACCUCUGACCUAAAACUAAAACUCUAAUUUAGCAAUUAGUGGAAAAAAAAAAAAGAUUCUGUAUGUAGAAUUACAAAGGGACAUAUGUUUGGAUGUAGCAAAGCAAAACACUAACCCUAAAGGACAAGGCUAACCAGAGCUUUUUCACCUCAGACCAUUGUUGUACAUGUUCUUGAAAACUGGCUCAAGCUGUUUAACUAAUAUUAUUUUACUCCUGUCCUCCUGCAGAGGAUUGUGGGAGCUCAAACUGCUAAACGAACUUUGCGCUUACACGAAGGGUCAAAUGAAGGAUUAUGAUUUACAAAGAAAACAACUAUUUUCCUGAAAUUCUGAAGUGAUAUUUUUUAAACAACAUGAAGUAUUUUGUUAAAUCCAAAACUGUUUCUAUUUUUGUAAGUAAAGUGGAGCCAAAAUCAAAACAACUAUUAUUUUGAUAUUGUAUUAUUACUACCUUUUUUAUUGCCAAACAAUUUUGCAAACCGUUUCUUUUUUUAUUGUACCUUACAGAAAAACUUUGGAGACAAUGUUGACAAUGUGAACAAAGUAGUUGUACUGCCAGAAAAUACUUGGAUUGUGUUGCAAAUCGUAUUGAAUCAUGCAUCUGAUCAGUAGUGGUGAUAGUUUGUAUGAUGCAGAGAAAAGUUUAGAGUUAAAUUAGCAACUGAUAAAGAACUAUGUGUGAAAGAGGAGAAGAGCCUGUUAACCGCUGCCCUCUGCAUCAUGAUGUUUGUCUUGGCAUGAGGAAUGAUAAUGACAUAACAAUGAGUGGUCUUUUUUUUUUUUUUUUUUGGACUAAAUGUGUGUAUAUAAUUCUCAGUUUUUUUUUCUGCUUGCAUUGACAAUACAAACAAACUGCACAUAAUAUUUAUUUUCAUAAUUUAUCCUGUUUUGUAAACAAAUAUUUGUAGAACAUUAGUACUUUAUUUUAUUUUAUGCAAUAAAUCAAGCCAAUACUCAGAA
Messenger RNA from Lates calcarifer (barramundi perch), 3554 nucleotides. It is a transcript of the gene acer2, whose product is annotated as alkaline ceramidase 2. Gene Ontology annotation, molecular function: hydrolase activity, acting on carbon-nitrogen (but not peptide) bonds, in linear amides. The record is from RefSeq and is a predicted model, not a curated record. NCBI's taxonomy places the organism in Eukaryota, Metazoa, Chordata, Actinopteri, Centropomidae. Gene Ontology annotation, cellular component: membrane. Gene Ontology annotation, biological process: ceramide metabolic process.